GAAGAGGACAAGGGCAUGCUCAGUGGUGGUGGCGGUGAUGCGGACCUGGCCAAUGCCGCGGCGCGGGGCCAAGUGGAAGCCGUGCGGCAGCUCCUCGAAGCCGGUGUGGAUCCCAACAGACUCAACCGCUUCGGGAGACGCCCGAUCCAGGUGAUGAUGAUGGGCAGCGCCCGCGUGGCCGAGCUGCUGCUGCUCCACGGCGCGGACCCCAACUGCGCGGACCCCGCCACCCUCACCCGGCCGGUGCACGACGCCGCCCGGGAGGGCUUCCUUGACACGCUGGUGGCCCUGCACCGAGCCGGGGCGCGGCUGGAUGUGCGCGAUGCCUGGGGCCGCCUGCCCGUGGACCUGGCCGAGGAGCGGGGCCACCACGACGUCGCCCGGUACCUGCGCGCGGCCGCGGGAGAUUGA
Molecule: messenger RNA, 411 nt
Organism: Budorcas taxicolor (takin)
Lineage: Eukaryota; Metazoa; Chordata; Mammalia; Artiodactyla; Bovidae
Gene: CDKN2B
Product: cyclin dependent kinase inhibitor 2B
Exons: 2
Coding region: 16-411 (131 amino acids)
Biological process (GO): negative regulation of cell population proliferation; regulation of cyclin-dependent protein serine/threonine kinase activity
Cellular component (GO): nucleus
Molecular function (GO): cyclin-dependent protein serine/threonine kinase inhibitor activity; protein kinase binding
Source: RefSeq, a predicted model, not a curated record